Messenger RNA from Pseudophryne corroboree (corroboree frog), 2006 nucleotides. RefSeq names its product von Willebrand factor C domain-containing protein 2-like. Gene Ontology annotation, biological process: negative regulation of BMP signaling pathway. Bases 283 to 945 code for a protein of 220 amino acids. The transcript is spliced from 3 exons. Gene Ontology annotation, cellular component: AMPA glutamate receptor complex. The record is from RefSeq and is a predicted model, not a curated record. NCBI's taxonomy places the organism in Eukaryota, Metazoa, Chordata, Amphibia, Anura, Myobatrachidae. Gene Ontology annotation, molecular function: protein binding.
CCCCUCCCUCCAGAGCCAGGAAUCAUAAAGUGCUGCAGCCAGAGACUCAUAGAGCUCAAAGAAACUUCUGGUCUCCAAGAAGAAGCCACAGAGAAGAGGAUCUGAGCCGGUUCCUAUGGGUGACCAGAGAUUAGAACAGGAAAAUUAAUUGACUUUUAUCCUGUGCAAGUGACGGAACCCCGUGCCUGGCUGGGAGUCCCCGUACAGCAGAGGAGCACACUUGGGCACACGCUUGGAAGUUUUGGGAAUAAUAGGAAUUGCCACCUAUUCUGCACCUGUUUGAUGGCCGGCAUCAGAGUGGGCACCAUGUCGGAGAGCUGGGUACUACCCUCAUUGCUGUGCCUGCUGGUCAUGAGUGCGAUGGGCCUUUCCCUAAACCCCCAGGUGAACACCUGCGAGGCGAACGGCAGUGUCUAUUAUGUUGGGGAGUGGUACUUUCUGGAUUCAGACCACUGCACACAGUGUGAGUGUACCCCGGAGGGCCCAGCCUGCACCAGGACAGAAUGCACAGCCCUACCACCGGCAUGCAUGCAUGUCAGCCACUACCCCACCGACUGCUGCCCUCGCUGUGAGAAGAUUGGCUGUGAAUACAGAGGAGAGGUGUACGAGCUUGGGGAACACUUCCAGCCUUCCGAGUGUGAGCAAUGCACGUGUGACCUAGAUGGGAUUGCCCGCUGUCUCGUCGCCGACUGUGCCCCUCCGCCAUGUGUGAACCCCGUGUAUGAGAAGGGAGAGUGCUGCCCCCGAUGUAAAGAUGGUCCCAAUUGUUACUCUGACGCCGCUCAAAGUCGUGUUAUCCCCGCCGGUCAGUACGUCUGGGUGGACUCCUGUACCAAGUGUCGGUGUCACGAUGGCCAGGAUGUAGGCUACUGGGAAGGUAACCGUCUGGCCAAAUGUGAGAAGACAAAGAACUGCCACCCGGAGGAAGGGCGGGAGAACUCGUAGAGAACGGAGGUCACUGCAUGGACAUUGCUGAUCUCCGGCUGUCAUUCUCACUAUAGCUAUUAUACUAAUCUCUGAGUGUAGCACUGUACAACAUGGCCAGACACGUAGUGGACUUUGGGUGACAUUCUUAUUACUCCUAGCAUCCUCUCUCUGCAGGUACCGGUCUUCCAUCAGUCAUAUGGUGGCAUAGUCCAGACACCAUACCUAGUACAAUGUUCUCCUUCUGUCACAGUGACGCUGGACCCUCGACCUUCUGCACCUAGCAAGCAAGGAACUAUAGACACAGUCAUUUCAGAGUACGUUGAUAUAGGGCCACAGGCAGAGUAGGUGGGGGCCACCAGAUGGACAGUCGCCAGAGAACAAUUUUGGAGGUAGUAUCAAAAAUCCAGAAUGAAGAGGUCCACAGAGGUUAAGAUGAAACUGAAUUCUAACAAUAAAAGUAAAGCAUUAUUUCCAUGUAGAGAUGGUUCCAUAGGUAGAAGGCAGCAUACAGUAAGCUCUCUGGCAAAGUGUUAGGGUUUUAAAUUAGUUACAUUCUUUUAUCAAUCCAUUGUACAUUCUAGAUAUUACAUUAGGUUGUUGUGGUGUUACCUGUACACACAUCUACAAAUAGCUCAGUGUGUACAGGCUUCUAUGGGAUCAGGAAGUUCACCCGAUAAAUAUUAAAUAGUUCUUACAGUGGUACAGCAUACACACCUAUAUAGUUGCCACCCCGUUCAGCCGAUAUCGGUUCAUCAGGCCACGGAUUGUAUAGGUGUGUACCCAGCUUUAGUAAUAUGGGACGUGGUGAUUUGUAAACAUAAGACAACACAUCAAGAAUUUGCUAUCAAUUUUUUAUUCCAAGAGGCGCGUUCCCUUGUUGUGGAAUGCAGAGCGUCUGUAGGCCUGUGAGUGUUUAAUUGGAAUGAGGUUGUGAAAUGCGUUGGUUUAGAUCUGGUCUGAUGAGGACAAAGGGAAAUUCUAUGAGUUAAAUUAUGAAUCCAGGGAAACAGACUGGGAAUGUUGCUGGUGGAGUGUGUGUGAAACAAUUUUUCCAAUAAAACCAGACUUUUAUAGUCCCA